Molecule: messenger RNA, 820 nt
Organism: Halichondria panicea
Lineage: Eukaryota; Metazoa; Porifera; Demospongiae; Suberitida; Halichondriidae
Exons: 5
Coding region: 127-723 (198 amino acids)
Source: RefSeq, a predicted model, not a curated record
GAAUCCCAUGAGAAAAUCAAGUCUGCAUGGUAUAAAUUGAAUGAUGGAGUCUUUGUUCAAGUUAUUCUGUUAAUCUUGCCAACUGCCUAUAGUCUGCUAUAUAUAUAGUAUAGCUAUACGGAGAUAAUGUCUGAAGAAAAGGCUUUGCUUCCAAUGUGCUCGAACAACCAGCCACCACCUCCUCAACCUUACCCUGGCUACCCUCCGCCAGCUGCCUCUGGAAUUACUGCCUAUGACCCUAUGAAACAAACAGCACCGCCAGGCCUAGGGCCACCACAUGCAGGAUACGUUGCCCCUCCCUAUUAUCCUGCCUCUCAGCCUCCACCACCACCUGGAGCAUGGGCACCCCAACCAAUUGCCCAGCAACAGACUAGCAACAAUGUGGUGGUGAUGAACUCCCAACCCUCAGUGGUGUCAUCCACAGUGCGUGUGACCAGCAAUGAUCAGUCCUCCUUCAUAUUUGGUGUUGUGGUUUCUGUGGUGGCAGUAUUCUGUCUCUGCUGGUGUUCUCUGGUCUGCACCAUCCCAGGGGCUGUGGUGGGACACAUGGCCGCAACUGCGGGCAGGAAUGGAGAUAAAGUAGCCAAAAGGAAGUACGAUCAAAUCUCUGGGGCACUCAUAAUUGCUGGCAUUGUCUUUCAAGUCAUUGGCCCCAUCAUCAUUAUAGCGAGUGUUGUUGGGCCAAGAUUAAAAUUUACUGCACAUGGCUUACGUAUAAUAUAGAGACUUGAAUGAUAUACAUAUAUAGCAGUCAACAUGUAUAGCAAGACUUUUAGGCUACAUGUAUAUAUAUAGGUUUAUAUUGAUUUUAAUACUGAUA